CCAGCAUCGCCCUGCGCGCUUUUGUCCUCCAAGCCGUCCGUCGCCGCACCAUGUUGCCGCCCUACCGCCCGCCAUGAGUGCCGCCAAGGACGCUGACCCGCCCGCCCACGACUCCCUCAAGUACCACCUGCUGGGGCCCUCGCUCACAAAGGCCGGCCAGGACACGGUCGACCAGCAAAAGGUCUCCGAGGUCAUCUACAACGCCUCCAAGGGCUCCAAGUUCUUCAACAACGAGGAGCUCAAGGACAAGAACCUCACCGAGAAGAUCACAAAGACCCUCGCCAAGAAGCGCCAUCUGGAGCAGCUCGACCUCUCGUCCGACCUGCGCCGCGCAGACGACUACAUCGCCGAGUUGGAGCUGACCCGCGACCUCAGCCAGGUCGUGGUGCAUCUUGACUGUGAUGCUUUUUAUGCUGCUGUUGAGGAGCUGGACAGGCCUGAGCUGAAACAUGUUCCCAUGGCUGUGGGGAAAGGCGUCUUAACCACAUGCAACUACCAUGCGCGCAAGUUUGGCUGUCGCUCGGGCAUGGCAGGCUUCGUUGCCAUGAAGCUCUGUCCACAGCUCAUCUGCGUGCCCAUGAACUUCGCCAAGUACAGCGCCAAAGCAGAGGAGGUCCGAACAGUACUGGCACUCUACGAUCCCGGUUUCGAGAGUGCCUCUUGUGACGAGGCCUACCUCAACCUCACGCAGUACUGCCAGGAGCACAGCAUGAGCCCCGAAGAAGCAGUCAGCCAGCUGCGCGCAGAAGUGCACGAGAAGACAGGACUCACCGUCUCGGCUGGCAUUGCCGCCAACGCGAAGCUCGCCAAAAUCUGCUCCAACAUAAACAAGCCCAACGGACAAUUCCUCCUCCAAAGCGACAGACAGACAAUCAUGGACUUCAUGAAGACAAUGCCGACCCGCAAAGUCAACGGCAUCGGCCGCGUCUUCGAGCGCGAACUAGACGCCAUCGGCGUCAAAACAUGCGGAAACAUCUACGCCCAGCGCUCCUACCUGCCGCAGCUCUUCGGCCAAAAAGCCUUCCAGUUCCUAAUGCAAUGCUACCUAGGCCUAGGCCGCACGCAAAUCCAGCGCGCCGAAGCCCGCGAGCGCAAGAGCGUCGGCACCGAGACUACAUUCCGCGAACUCGGCUCCCCGGACGCCCUGCGCGAGAAGUUACGCUACGUCGCAGACGAGCUGGAAAAUGACCUCAAGCGCACAGAGUUCAAGGGUAGAACAUUGUGUAUAAAAGUCAAGCUACACACGUAUGAACUGCACACCAGACAGACUACCCCGCCCUUCGCCGUCCAUAGGGCAGACGACUUGUACAAGUACAGCCUCCCCAUGCUCGAAAAGCUCAUGAAAGAUAUUCCGAACUUCAAACUCCGCCUUCUGGGACUGCGCGCUACCCACCUCGUCAGCACGAAGAAACCCGGUAUAGAUUUCUUCGCCCGCCAGAAAUCCGCUGCGAAACAACCAGCAAAAACAUCAACAUCAACAAGCGGAUGGCAAGUCUGGCCCGACGAGGAAUUCGAAUUCGAAGAAGCAGCCCGCCAAGAACGCGCAGACGAAAUGAACGACCUGGAAAUCUUAUCCCAGGAACAUGAAAAAGAACAGCAACAGCAAGAUACCCCUGUACAAGAACAGUGGACAUGUCCCAUAUGCACGCUCCCUCAACCCCCGCUCGACAAGACGUUCAAUGCGCAUAUUGACUUUUGCCUCUCGCGUCAGACGAUUAAGCAGGCUGUGCAGGAUACUGCGCCGGAGGUGGGGGGUAGGGAGUAUAAGGUGGGGGGGAAGAGGGGGAAGCGCGGGAGGGAGAGUGUGGCGGAGGAGGAGCGGGCGAGGGAGAAGAGGAGGGGUUUUUUUAGGCUGGGGGGAGGGGGGACGUGA
Molecule: messenger RNA, 1873 nt
Organism: Dothidotthia symphoricarpi CBS 119687
Lineage: Eukaryota; Fungi; Ascomycota; Dothideomycetes; Pleosporales; Dothidotthiaceae
Product: DNA polymerase kappa
Exons: 1
Coding region: 74-1873 (599 amino acids)
Biological process (GO): error-prone translesion synthesis
Cellular component (GO): nucleus
Molecular function (GO): damaged DNA binding; DNA-directed DNA polymerase activity
Source: RefSeq, a predicted model, not a curated record